This is a messenger RNA of Capronia coronata CBS 617.96, 1014 nucleotides long. RefSeq lists its product as uncharacterized. The transcript is spliced from 2 exons. Gene Ontology annotation, cellular component: U12-type spliceosomal complex; nucleolus. The coding region runs from base 1 to 1014 and encodes 337 amino acids. The record is from RefSeq and is a predicted model, not a curated record. Gene Ontology annotation, molecular function: RNA binding. NCBI's taxonomy places the organism in Eukaryota, Fungi, Ascomycota, Eurotiomycetes, Chaetothyriales, Herpotrichiellaceae. Gene Ontology annotation, biological process: positive regulation of mRNA splicing, via spliceosome.
AUGUCCGGCGCAAGACAUUGGGAACAAGACAAAGAUUCGACGAUAUACAUCGGCAACCUUGAUGAGCGCGUUACGGAUGCAUUAGUAUGGGAACUCUUUCUGCAGGCGGGACGGAUUGUCAAUGUGCAUCUACCAAAAGACCGAGUCACGCAGACUCACCAAGGCUAUGGCUUCGUUGAGUUCACCUCCGAGGAGGACGCAGAAUAUGCCGCUCGAAUCAUGAACCAAGUCCGACUAUACGGCAAGCCGAUCCGAGUGAACAAGGCCAGUGCCGAUAAACAGAAAUCAGUGGAAGUCGGCGCUGAGCUGUUCGUGGGCAAUUUGGACCCCAUGGUCGACGAGAGGAUGCUGUAUGAGACGUUCGGCAGAUUUGGCACUCUCGUUGCUCCUCCCAAGAUCGCUCGAGACGAGAAUAAUCUGUCGAAGGGCUAUGGGUUUGUUUCGUUUGCCGACUUCGAAUCGUCAGAUGACGCUAUCGCCAACAUGAAUGGCCAGUACCUCAUGAACAAGGAGGUCACGGUGCAAUACGCCUACAAGAAGGACGGCAAAGGCGAACGCCAUGGUGACCAGGCCGAGAGAAUGCUGGCAGCCCAAGCAAAGGCCCACGGCGUUCAGCCUACCCCUGCGACCAUUCCCAUGGGCGGCCCAGUGUUUGGAGGCAUGCCUCAAACCCCCGCGACCCCGGCCGGGUUUGCACCGCCAGGGGGCAGUUUCCAAGCCGUUCCUCCACCAGCGCAAGCCAGACCCCCUCCUCCGCCGGCCGUACCGCUAGCAGCGCCGCCAAUUGGCCUGCCGGCCCGGCCUCCACCGAGUCAGGCUGGCUACGGCGGACCGCCACAAGGCUUCAUGCCACCAGGUUUCAAUCAGAUGCCUGCAGGCUUCCAGCCCCCCAACGGCAUGCCCGCUGGGUUCGCUCCUCCUCCUGGCUUUGGUGGCCCGCAAACCGGGGCAAUGCCGCCGGCCCAGCCUGUUAUGCCACCGGCAGGCUUUUCGGGAUAUGGCAUCCGCAAAUAA